This is a messenger RNA of Aphanomyces invadans, 336 nucleotides long. RefSeq lists its product as hypothetical. Bases 1 to 336 code for a protein of 111 amino acids. NCBI's taxonomy places the organism in Eukaryota, Oomycota, Saprolegniomycetes, Saprolegniales, Verrucalvaceae. The record is from RefSeq and is a predicted model, not a curated record. The transcript has a single exon.
AUGUCGCAAGCAUCGUCGCCGCCGCUGUCUCCACGUCAGCUUCCCGAAGACGCUGCUUCCGAUGCGCUCGAAGUCGAAUCACAGCUUGAUGAAAUCAUGACCGUUCUGUCGGCCGACGAUGUCGAGAUUAUGGAACACCCGCCGUCCGUGCAACCCAUGCCAGUCAAACGCGGCCGCUCAAUCAGCACGAUGUGGACCUUGUUCACCGAUGAUCCCGCUCCGCAUAAAGCCAAGAGCGCCAGAUGCAAGCACUGCAAGACACUGAUCAAUCACCACAAGAAGUGCGAGGCCGCCAAGACGCACCUGAACUAUUACUCGAAUUUUGCACGCUCAUGA